UUUUGGUCCUCUACAUGCUCCUCCACUGGUUCGUGUCGCUCAGCAUGUAUUACAUUCCAAUAAUCUCUUAUGACAUGCUGGACCAGCCAGAUCAUUACUUGCAGGUUGACUCGAUCAACUAUUCGUCUUCGCAUGUCUUCUGGGCUAUGAUUUGCUGGCGCGGUUAUGCUUGAUGACUUUUCUUGCUGGGAAACAUACCCUAGUACUACAUGUACUAUCCUCGAUAUAUAAUAUAAUACAUUUGAAAGACAUCUGGCAGCAUAUAUAUUAU
Messenger RNA from Aspergillus caelatus, 271 nucleotides. RefSeq lists its product as uncharacterized. Bases 15 to 173 code for a protein of 52 amino acids. The record is from RefSeq and is a predicted model, not a curated record. The transcript has a single exon. Lineage: Eukaryota; Fungi; Ascomycota; Eurotiomycetes; Eurotiales; Aspergillaceae.